AAUCAUUAAUUCAAACCAUUCACAUUCUUCCAAAAUCAUCAAACCCCUCAAAAGGCUUCAAUUGGCAACUGGAGGAUGAAACAAGCAACCAUUUUCUCCUUAUCAGUGUUCUUACUCUUUUGGUCUACCGCCUUGAGCAUUUCACCAGCACCUGCAGCAGCUCCAAAAGCCCCAGCAGCAAAAACUCCCCAUACCCCAAAGGCUGUAGCACCAUCACCAAAACCAUUAGUCCCCACAUUACCUCAGUCUCCAGACUCUCCUGACUCUGUCCCUGAUGACAUCACCAGAAUCCUCAAAAAGGCCAAAAUGUUCUCAACCCUCAUUCGCCUCCUCAAAACCACAGAAAUCAUCAACAACGUCAACUCACAGCUCAUAACAGCCAAGACUGGGGGCAUAACCAUUCUAGCACCAGACGAUUCUGCCUUUUCAAACCUCAAAGCUGGCUUCCUCAACUCCCUCAACAAAGGCCAGAAAAUCGAACUUGUCCAGUUCCACAUAUUGCCACAGUUUGUCUCAAGCUCAAACUUUGAUUCUCUAAGCAACCCUGUGCAAACAGUGGCAGGUAAAGACCCUAUAAGGCUUCCACUAAACGUGAAUGCAUUAGGUAACAGUGUCAACAUUUCAACUGGGGUUGUCAAUGCCACCAUUCUUGGGGUAGUAUACUCUGAUAACAAACUUGGGAUUUAUCACGUUGACAAGGUGCUUCUUCCUCUGGAUUUCUUUGCCACCAGUAAGGCUCCAGCUUUGGCUCCUUCAUCUCUUGCAAAGGCUCCCAAAGCUGCCAAGGAAAAUUCUUCUGAGGAUGAUCAAGGCGAAACAAAGCAGGAUCAGAAUAAAUCUGGGGCAGUGAGUUUGGUUGGCCUUGGUGGAACAAAGUUUAUGUCACUUGGCAUAGCUUUGAUGGCAGUGGCAACCAUGUGGUAUUGAUGAUCCAUGUCGCAGCUGCACUUCCAGUUUUCUAUGUCAAAUAUGCUGUUAAUUUAUUUCUCUUUGCUUUUUUUGUUUAAAUUUUGCUCUGUUCCUGGUAUCUGGUGUGUUGAGGUUACAGAAAGGGCGAAAAUCUUUCAAUGGUUCACGAUUCAUUUGUUAAACCGUAAUUGUUCCAACAUGUUUAUAUUCUAAAUUCUUUUUGUUAAGAA
This is a messenger RNA of Vigna umbellata (rice bean), 1139 nucleotides long. The record is from RefSeq and is a predicted model, not a curated record. NCBI's taxonomy places the organism in Eukaryota, Viridiplantae, Streptophyta, Magnoliopsida, Fabales, Fabaceae.